Molecule: messenger RNA, 384 nt
Organism: Rhizopus microsporus ATCC 52813
Lineage: Eukaryota; Fungi; Mucoromycota; Mucoromycetes; Mucorales; Rhizopodaceae
Exons: 1
Coding region: 1-384 (127 amino acids)
Source: RefSeq, a predicted model, not a curated record
AUGAAGUUGAUAGCAACUAGUGAUAAUCCAUCCAAUGCUAAAUGCUACAAUUAUGAAUUCAUCACAGCCGAAGCCCAAUGCGAACUGAUGGAAGAAUUCUUCCCGAAUCUUCAGCAAUACUGUACGAUAGACCGAUUACAAUACUGGGUUGGUCAAUCAAAUAUCUGGGGACCACGCAAAAGAAAGACAACGAAUGGCCAAACGAAAUACGGUCGACAUUUGUGGAUUGUGUGCAAGGAGAUGAAGGAACUCUUGGUUGAAUCGACAGAUUCAAUUUCAGCGUAUUGGGACCAUCUCAAGAACGAGGUUAGUUUUAUCACUAUUGGUUAUGCUAGAAAAUCUCUAACCAAAGAAAAUGUUGCAUCGGGAACGCGACAUCUGUAA